AUGCAACCCAACGGCUCCUGGCUUACCCUUCUGGGCGCUAUCUGCGUCAGUCUCCUCCCCUCAAUCUCGGCUACCACGCAAAUCUCCGACCCCAACUUGGCAGUCAUCCUUCAGUACAACAUUGUCCUUACUGACAACACUAAGGUCAACGACUUGUUCUGCUGUAUGGGCACUUCUGCCGAAAUUCCCUCCGCAGCCGAGUACAAAUGCUUUGAGCAUCAAGCGCUUGAUAUGGGCAGCGCUCCAGGUUCUCGUCGAAUGGGCAUACAAUUCUGCCACCACCUCCCCGGUUCUAAACCUGAAGAAGCUGUUGCAGCCUUCAAAGAUAGCUGCUCGAAAUAUCCAGGCGAAUAUAUCAAUCCUGACAAAGGCCAGUGUCCUCAAAUCUGGCCUAACUACAAAGACGAUUACAAGAAGCCUGCCCCUGCCCCUGCCCCUGAUGCUCCCGCACCAAAGCCUGGUACGCAUGACCCUGCGUCUGGUACUCCUGCUUCUAACCCCAACGCUUCCGGUAAAGGCACCAAUGACAAAGACGGCUUCAAGGCCCAAGGAACCUUCCACUACUCUCUCGUCGAUCACUCCAUCACCGGUGCUCUUGCUUGCUGCAAAGCCUCCAACGCACCCAUCCUUACCCCUCACAAGAGCAAAUGCGCACAACGCAAAGUCACAAACUCCGCCUUCAUGCGUCAAUGCGCCAACGUCCUCCCCACCAUCACUAACUCGAAGAAGCUGAAAGGUUACACGACUAUUGACGGUGGAGAUGAUACUAUUGUGGACGAAAAGACCAAGCAACAGUGCAGUGCUAUGUGGACGAACGCGAUCAGUUACACAUACGGGUUCUGUCAGUUGGACUAUGAUUAUGCUGCUGAUGAGGCGAUCAAGGCUUUCGGCGAUGAUUGUGCGGCUAAGGGUGGGGAGAGUAAGGAUCCUCAUAUUGGAAUGUGUCUGUGGAAUGUCGAUGAUGCUGCUGCGGAUAGCUCCACUGGCUAA
Ustilago hordei is the source of this 990-nucleotide messenger RNA. RefSeq lists its product as uncharacterized. The transcript has a single exon. Bases 1 to 990 code for a protein of 329 amino acids. Lineage: Eukaryota; Fungi; Basidiomycota; Ustilaginomycetes; Ustilaginales; Ustilaginaceae. The record is from RefSeq and is a predicted model, not a curated record.